AGAAGGGAGGUCCAACGUUAAUUAUGGUACAUGAUUAGCUGAUUACAAAUACCAGGCUAAAUGUAAAAUUUAUUCUUGAUAUUAAUAUGUGUCUAACUGAAUAUUUUUCAGAUUGUCAGCCUUUUAUUCCCUCCCCCUGUUGUCUUGUGCCCGUUGUGUGCUGUGCCUAUUGUCGAUAUGCUGAGUCUUUUAUUAUUUCUCAUUAUUUUCUCUCUUUUCUCCCGUCUUAUCUAGUCUCGUCUUUCGAUUUGUUGUUGUUGUUGUGUACACUUCUUGUUUCUUAUACCACCUUUUUUCAUGCAUCUCCUUUAGAUUUAACAUUGUUAAAUGAUGCCCUUAACACUUUCAGGUAUUCUCAGUUCAUAGUCGAGUAUCCGUCCGUGGUCCUGUUACUCGUUUGUCUGGUGGUCGUCAUCUCGACAGGUCUUGGUAUCCUUCUCAAUGAAUUCCCUACCUUCGAUGACCCAACAAAGGGAUUCGAAGCCCGAGGAACUGUCAUCAGUGGGCGAUUGAGAGCCUUGAGGAGGAUGCAGUUCGGUGCUGAUGGGGUCUACUCAUGCCCAUCAACAUCUGACCAGUCAAACGCUGACCUGUGUUCUCCUCAUCGUGUAACCAGAGACAUCCAAAACCAAACUCUAGAUGAUGAUGUCGGGGAUGAUGUACUGCUGGGAGAUUGCACCAAUGAUCUUUCAUCUAGGGUCAAAAUGGUCUACCGAUCUACUGAUGACUCACUGGAGAUGUUCACUUCUACUAGCAUGAAAUCUGUGUGUCAACAUGACAAAGAAAAUUUUCGCAGUGACGUCGGUUUUGAUCAGAUCUGUUUGUAUCGUACAAAUGGCAGUUGUUGCCCUUCAAUAUCGUUAGGACACGUGACAGCAUUGAUGGUUGGCAAAGUAGAUUGCGAUGACGUUGAUGACAGUGAUGUACUAGGAAUGAAAGAGCUGCUAGAGGAAUGCGUUGGAUACUACUCAAGAGGAUGCCUUGGUGGUGAUGGUGGCUCUACUUGCAGUGAUGUUCCUGCAAACUGUUCAGCUGACGCACGGGUAUACACCAUAUUCCACUAUCUCACCCCGACGAACUUUGCACUGCAAGUAGCAAAAGGUGCCUUUGAUCUUCAAACCGUCAUUGUGCUUCAACCUCUGAUGAAGGGGCCGUUUUAUGGGGCACAAACUCUGUAUGAAAUAUAUGCCGAUAAACCUCGACUAACCGAUGAUGCAGUACAAGUUGCCGCCAUUGAUGGAGGAAUAAAAUUAAAUUUAUUCGCUACUUACCUUUUUGCAGACACCAUCUAUAUCGGUAUCGGAUUCCUAGUUGUCGUGGCCAUCAUUUGGAUGUAUGUGGGUUCAUUAUUUGUCACAAUUAUGACUAUGGUUAGCAUUAUUUUUUCGUUCGUUAUAGCUUACUUUAUCUAUCAUACUGUCUUUCGAUUGGUUUUCUUUCCUUUUAUCAAUAUAAUAACAUCUGUGCUACUUGUCGGUGUAGGGGCCGACGACUGCUUCGUUUACGUCGACAUCUGGAAGUUGAGCAAAAAAGAACACGGUGGCGGUCGCGAGAAUCGAGUAUUAGUACUUCGUGAGACUCUGAAACACGCCGCGACCACCAUGUUUGUUACAAGUUUCACAACGGCAAGCGCCCUCUUUGCAGGAUGCAUCAGCAGCAUCACAGCAGUUCGAUGCUUUUCUGUCUUUGCUGGUAGUUCCAUUUUAGUAAAUUUCGUCCUCACGGUGACUUGGAUUCCGGCGGCAGUCAUGUUACAUGAGAAAUAUUUCAUAUGCGACGAAGAGGCGCAAGAAGGAUCAUGUAAACGCUGUGGAUUAUGGUUUUUCCUGGGAAGAAUAUACGACCAUGUGAGCAGAGUUGGCAAUAAGUUCUUCGAAGAAGUCUUGCCAAUUAUCAUUGUUAAGUUACGGUACCUGUGGAUUCUACUUCUAAGUGGUCUUGGAAUAGGUGGGUUAUGUGUGGUGUUUGUGGAACCACGACUCCGUCUCCCAUCCCAAGCUGAACUUCAGCUUCUUAGGACAAGUCAUAUUUUGGAGCAGUAUGACCAGAUCUACAAAGAUACGUUUAGCUUUGAGAGUGAAUCGGAAAACACAAUGCCGGCAUUUAUUGUUUGGGGAAUAGAACCUGUAGAUAAUGGGAACCAUUGGGAUCCAGAUUCCGAAGGAACUACAGUCAUUGACAAGAACUUUGAUGUCAAAUCACCCGAAGCUCAAACGUGGCUUUAUGAUUUCUGUACAGAUCUCAGAAAUGCAAGCUUUCAUGACAAUUCUGCGACUGCGCCGAACGAGUUUUGUUUCAUUGAUUUAUUCAAAGGUUUCAUGGAGAAAACGUGUAUAGGAGAUAUUUCUCCCUGUUGUGGCCAAACAACAUUUCCAUAUUCGUCCUCUCUUUUCAAUCAGUGUGUGCCUAUAUUCUACGGAAUUGCGUGUCAGGCUUCGGAAUCUUGUGGAAGCUAUAUUCCUGGUUUAUGGUUUAAUUCAGAUAAUGAGGUUGUUGGAAUGGUUCUUACAAUCAAAACAAAUGUUCAGUUUUCUCUGAGGUACGACCCCAUUGGUCAGUUUUGGUCUGAUGUAAAUGGUUUCAUAGAAGAUCGAAUGGCUAAAGCACCUUCGGGUCUGCGUCGAGGAUGGUUUAUAAGUGAGUCUGGCCUGCAGCUGUGGUUCUUUGAUCUGCAACAGAGUUUAGCUACGGGAACACCAAUCGCAGUGGGCAUGUCGCUCGUUUUCGCAGCUUGUGUUCUGUUGAUCACCAUCAGAAACAUUUUAGUGACCAUUUACGCGAUAUAUGCCAUUGCAUGUGCUGUGUUUGUUGUAAUCGCCACGGUGGUUCUACUGGGAUGGGAACUCAACAUAUUUGAAUCCACUGUCCUCUCUCUAGCUGUUGGUCUAUCAGUGGAUUUCACAGUUCAUCUAGGUGUUGCUUACCGCCAGGCAACCGAACCAGACAGGACAUCUCGGGCAAUGCAUGCAUUACAGACGAUUGGCUCAGCUGUUACACUCGCAGCACUUACCACCUUGGUUGCAGGUGCAUCCAUGUUGCCGGCAACAGUACUCAGUUAUGUUCAGUUGGGGACAUUUCUUAUAAUAAUCAUGAUUAUCAGCUGGGUAUACGGACUGUUCCUAUUUAUGUCACUUUGUAGGACCAUUGGUCCGCAAGGGAUGUUUGCACAAAUCUCAACAUCAUGCUGUCGUCGUGAACCAAACUUGGCUGAAAAUAACCUAGAAAUGAAACCAGAUGAACAUGUACACGAACAGCAUGUCAACACGAGGGAUGAAAGAAUGCAGCGUUGACAUAAGAUAAUCAUCGAUUUAGGGUGAAGAAGAAUAUCUUUCUUGAUAAAAUUAUUUCAAAAGGCAGGCGGUUGAUAAAAUGAUAGAGGUUCAAGCAUUAAUCCUGAUACUGAGUGAGACCUUCAUUCAAUAAAUCAAUCAAUCAAUUCAUCAACAACUGAUUCAAAAGCACAUCAGUUGAUUGACGCAUGAAAAUAACUGCAAAUAUCAUCAUAUGAAAAUUGAACGUUUCACGAUUCUGGCCAGAACAAAUUUCAAUGGUUGUCAAGUCUGGAUAUUGCAACCUUUAAAAAGUGUGUCACUCUUUCAUAAAACAUCGACAGAUUUUGUAAAAGUUAUUUGAUAGAAGAAAUUGCGUCGGAUUUACCUAAGCUUAAUAAGGAUAUGUCACCAGCGUUCUUACCAUCACUCUCCAAGUGUCCUAUAGUUCAACCUUAUGAAAAAUAUAAAUGCUUAUGUAAACUCAAGCUACAAACAGCAAUUAUUGUCUCUCGUGAUUUACCAGUUCGUAUAAUCCGUGAGUUUCUGUCGAGUUAGACAUGCGGUCCUGAAAAGCGACAUAUAACGAAUUAUUAUUUUAUUAUUAUUAUUAUUAUUAUUAUUAUCAUUAUUAUUAUUAUUAUUAUUAUUAUUAUUAUCAGAGUCAUUGUUUACAAAAGUAUUAUAUGGAAUAAUAUUAUAUGUGAGUCAGUACAACGCAACAUCAUCUUCCGAAAACGACACAGAGAUUCCACACAUUUAAUCAUACAUGCAUAUAUAUUUUUGUAUUUCAAUUAAACAUUCACAUUUCAUGUCAACCUUAAUAUAUCGCCCUACCCUUUUUCAAUCUGACACACUUUCAUAAACUUAUGUUUUGCUGACUAUUUCUUUUGAAUUUAUUUUUUAUAUUUGGAUAGAGCUGACGGGGUGUGGGACAGAAGACCUGAGGGUCAUGUUAAUUCAGUUGACCUUUUCUUGUCCCAGGCAGCCCCGUCUGCUUUGUCAAAUUCUCAUCACCUGUUUUGUAUCAUGAUCAGUCUGCCGUAUGUACUGUUUUCUUCUGAAAUUCCGAAUAAACAAAAAUAAUAGUACCUCGAGGCACUAUAGGCUUGGGCCUAUUUUGUUUAUUAACGAUGGUCGUAAAGAUUGUAAAUAUUCUUCUAAAUCAUAUUUUAGAUACGUAGAUGAUUUGACACUAUAUACUCAGGCACGUAGCCAGAGUUUGAUAUUUGGGAGGCACAUACAUG
Molecule: messenger RNA, 4516 nt
Organism: Strongylocentrotus purpuratus (purple sea urchin)
Lineage: Eukaryota; Metazoa; Echinodermata; Echinoidea; Camarodonta; Strongylocentrotidae
Product: protein dispatched homolog 1-like
Exons: 3
Coding region: 87-3290 (1067 amino acids)
Cellular component (GO): membrane
Source: RefSeq, a predicted model, not a curated record